UCUCUCGCGUUACAAAACCGGAAAAGCACUGUUAGCAAUAGCAUUCGGCUAAAAACACAGGAUUCUGAUCCGCUAGGGGACUGAUCAGAAAUCGUCUCAAUCAGAUAUUCAUAUCGAUUACAGUCGAAUGAUCGAGAAAACACGCAAUGGAUGACAGUAAGAUAGUGGCUGGUAAAGUGAAGAAACCGGGCAAACGCGGCCGCAAACCUGCCAAGAUCGACCUGAAGGCCAAGCUGGAGCGCAGCAGGCAGAGCGCCCGAGAGUGCCGAGCCCGCAAGAAGCUGCGAUACCAGUACCUGGAGGAGCUGGUGUCCAGUAAAGAGAGAGCCAUCUGUGCCCUGAGGGAGGAGCUGGACAUGUAUAAGCAGUGGUGUCUGGCCAUGGAUCAGGGGAAGAUUCCUUCAGAAAUCAAGGCUCUUCUGACGGGAGACGAGCAGAAGACGCCUCAGAGCUGCAGCAACAAGACGACCAAGAACAGCAAAUACAGCUCCAGCAGCGGCAUCUAGAGACACGCAGGAGUGUGUCCAUCUUCAUGACAGAACACACACACACACACAUUACUGCUCAGCACAGAGCUUGGAUCAGCUUCUCUCUCGUCAUUCCUCCACAGUAGUGUGUGUGUGUGUGUGUGUGUGUGUGUGUGUGUGUGUGUGUGUGUGUGAAGUGCUGAUGUUCUGCAUCAUCUAUUAACACUAUUUAUUUAUUGUGCUGCAGAUCUGAGGCUCACUCGCGUUACUAGCGCUGGGCAAACCGUCAUCUCCAUCAAUAUCGCAUAUGAGAUAAAAGCUUGUUCUGCCAUCAU
Molecule: messenger RNA, 802 nt
Organism: Danio rerio (zebrafish)
Lineage: Eukaryota; Metazoa; Chordata; Actinopteri; Cypriniformes; Danionidae
Source: RefSeq, a predicted model, not a curated record